Molecule: messenger RNA, 372 nt
Organism: Plasmopara halstedii
Lineage: Eukaryota; Oomycota; Peronosporomycetes; Peronosporales; Peronosporaceae
Exons: 5
Coding region: 1-372 (123 amino acids)
Source: RefSeq, a predicted model, not a curated record
AUGUCAGGGUUCACAUACUCUUCUGAACAGAAGAAACACGGUUUGUUUGUAAAUGAAUCCUUGGAUGUUAUUGAUUCGAUGGUGAUAGUUUUUCUAGACGUGACACCAUUUGGACAGUUGUCAGCUACAGCAAUUCCCACACGUUUACUAGCACGAUCGUGUACUGUAAACAAACCAUCCAUAAAUACAUCGCCCAGCAGUGUAAAACUGCCUUCGGAGAUACCAAACACGCGACACGUGGCUUCUCCUAAACCUGUGGACAAUACGAUUGGUCGCCAAAUAUACUCAGCAGGAAUUGUGAUCGUCAUUUGCUGCGCCUCGUUACCAUCUACUGCAAGUGAGAUGGUUAGUCCAGUCAUCGCUGAAAAAUGA